Hevea brasiliensis (rubber tree) is the source of this 958-nucleotide messenger RNA. RefSeq names its product ethylene-response factor C3. Gene Ontology annotation, biological process: regulation of DNA-templated transcription; ethylene-activated signaling pathway. Bases 100 to 762 code for a protein of 220 amino acids. The record is from RefSeq and is a predicted model, not a curated record. The transcript has a single exon. Gene Ontology annotation, molecular function: DNA binding; DNA-binding transcription factor activity. NCBI's taxonomy places the organism in Eukaryota, Viridiplantae, Streptophyta, Magnoliopsida, Malpighiales, Euphorbiaceae.
AACAAAUUAAAUCCUCCUACGAACAAAGACCACCUCACCAUCUAAGAGUGCUCAAAAAGAGAACAGGGAUUUUGUACUCGUUCAAAUUAAGUUCAAGAAAUGGAUUCUUCAUUCUUUCAAUGCCAAAACUACUCCCAUUUCUCCCCUGAUCAAUCAUCUUCAUCCUUCAGCUCCCUUGAGUCUUUCUACGCCCAGUCCCUUCCCUUCAACGAAAAUGACUCCGAGGAAAUGCUUCUCUUAGGAGUCCUUAAUGAAGCCCCCAUGAACUCUUUUGAUACCAUUUCUCCCACCAACUCUACCCACUACGAGGAGGUAAGCUCCAGAGAUGAUUAUUAUCAAGAGGAACCUACUCAGGAAAUUGCUUAUAGAGGGGUUAGAAGGCGUCCUUGGGGAAAAUAUGCGGCGGAGAUUAGGGAUUCAACAAGAAAUGGAGUAAGAGUAUGGUUAGGAACAUUUGAUACAGCUGAAGCUGCAGCCUUAGCUUAUGAUCAAGCUGCAUUGGCAAUAAGAGGUUCACUGGCUAUACUAAAUUUUCCUAUGGAGAAAGUUCUCAAGUCAUUUCAAGAAAUGAACUACGAAUUCAAGGAGGGUUACUCACCAGUUUUAGCAUUGAAAAAGAUCCAUUCAAAGAAGAGGAAAGGAGAGAGCAAGAAAAAGAAAGUCAAGGAAAUGAGAAAUGAAAAUGUGGUGGUAUUAGAAGAUCUAGGAGCCGAGUACUUGGAGGAGCUUCUAACCUUCUCGGAGACUGCCACUUCUUGGUGAUCACUCUAUGCUAAUAUUAGUUGAAUAGUUCUUAUUAGUUUUGGCGACACUAUUAAUUAAUAUCAUCGCAUUGUCUAAACAUUUUCUAAUCUUUCUUUAAGUUAAUGGUUCAAUUUUUAGAUGAUGGAGAUUGUGACCUUUCAUUUUAUUUAUUCGUCAUUGCUGAAUGAUGGAAUAUGGUUAAAGGUUUGAUUUU